AUGGAUCAUCCCGCCGAAUUUAAAAAUCUCGCCAUACUCGCGUUGAGCGUGGUGGAUAGAGAACUCCAAUUUUUCCAAAGCGCAAAGUGGAGGUCCCACCUUGGACAGUGUUCGGAUAAAGCCUUCUCAAGUUUAUGGGACGGAAACAGGGACUUUCAAUCUGUGUUUCUGUCUUUUGUGGGUUUCAUUCUUUAUACAUUGGAUGGACUAGGCUCGGUGCCUGACUACCUACCGAUUUCAAACACAGCAUUAAACGCUGUGCAGGGAGUCUUCCGGAAGGUACAGCCCUAUCAAUGGCCCGAGAUCGCGGAUAUCUACGACGAGCUGCUGGAAUAUAUGGACUGCAUUUCAAGUUGUCUGGGAUCUGGCUCUAGUUCCUCGGAAAAUUGGCAAACUGUCAGUUACACACGUCGACUCGAUACAGUUCCCGAAGAAGAUGAAUAUGACUCCCAGAGACUGGCAGUGAACGCUCACCCAUUUUGCAGAGCAUAA
This is a messenger RNA of Aspergillus tanneri, 492 nucleotides long. RefSeq lists its product as uncharacterized. The record is from RefSeq and is a predicted model, not a curated record. The coding region runs from base 1 to 492 and encodes 163 amino acids. Lineage: Eukaryota; Fungi; Ascomycota; Eurotiomycetes; Eurotiales; Aspergillaceae. The transcript has a single exon.